This is a messenger RNA of Carica papaya (papaya), 885 nucleotides long. RefSeq lists its product as uncharacterized. Gene Ontology annotation, biological process: shoot system development; root development. The record is from RefSeq and is a predicted model, not a curated record. NCBI's taxonomy places the organism in Eukaryota, Viridiplantae, Streptophyta, Magnoliopsida, Brassicales, Caricaceae.
AUGGCUCCUAUUCUUUCAAACUCCCAACCAAUUUACCAUACCCGUUCUAACAGCUUUCCCUCUAGACCACAUCCUCUCAUUUUGGAAAUCAGUGAGCACUUGAACGGAUUAAGAUCCUCUGAGGCAACAUCUACUUCUUCAUCAUCUAUAAGCCAACAACUACAUGGCCUUCAAGAUUUGCAUGAUUGUGUUGACAAGUUGCUUCAAUUGCUUCUCACAAAGAAACUUUUCUCGCAAGAGCAGCACAAGAUCUUCUUUGAUGAAGUGUUUGAUGGAUCUCUCAAGCUGUUGGAUCUGUCCAGCAUUGUCAAGGAUGCAUUGUUCCAAACCAAGGAAAGUAUACACGAGUUUCAAUCAGCCAUCCGAAGAAAAAGGAGAGGGGAAAUUGCAAUCUCUGAGAUUAGGAAAUUAAUAGCAUCGAGAAAGAUUGUGAUUAAGACAGUCAAGAAGAUCUCGAAGAGCUUAAAGGGUUUGGAGAGUAAAUACAAAUCUGACAAAGAUGAUGAAGUUUCUUCCAUGAUUCGUUUGUUGAGAGAAGUGAGAGAAGGCACUUUGGUAGUCUUUGAGUCAUUGUUGUCCUUAAUAUCUGGAUCAAAGCCACCAUCAAAGUCCAGCAGCAGAAACUGGGGUUUACUUUCCAAGCUGGUGGACAACAAAAGAUUAUCCUGUGAGGAAGAACCAAAUGUCAACGAAUUUGCAAUGAUGGAUGCUGCUUUGCACUCUGUCAUUGGCUGCAAAAUUGAAGAGACCAUCAAAAUUGAGAAUCUGCAAAGCAUGUUUAUAAACUUGGAGCUGUGCGUUCAAGAUCUUGAAGGAGGACUUGAGUGCCUCUUUAGGUGCUUAAUCAAAGAGAGAGUUUCUAUUCUCAAUAUCUUCAGCCACUAG